Serpula lacrymans var. lacrymans S7.9 is the source of this 2661-nucleotide messenger RNA. RefSeq lists its product as uncharacterized. The transcript is spliced from 9 exons. Bases 60 to 1889 code for a protein of 609 amino acids. NCBI's taxonomy places the organism in Eukaryota, Fungi, Basidiomycota, Agaricomycetes, Boletales, Serpulaceae. Gene Ontology annotation, biological process: mitochondrial respiratory chain complex III assembly. Gene Ontology annotation, cellular component: mitochondrial inner membrane. The record is from RefSeq and is a predicted model, not a curated record.
GGGCUUGUAUGUUUCUCUCAUAUUUCUACAUUGUCACUUUGUAGAGAACGCUAUCAAAUAUGUUCAGACAAGCACCACGUCAUCUCAAGGCGCCUUUGCGCGACGUUCACUCCCAAGUUGCAAGGUUAGGACGAGGAGUUCACACCAAGACUCAUACAAUACGAGGUUCUCAGCGGGCUAUUAUUCUUGCAUCAUCCACCGCUGCUGUCGGAGGAUUAAUAUGGUAUAACUCAAAAACUACCAUUCAUGGCGAUGCUCCCGAGACCAAUCCCACCGAAGCUGUUCUCAAAGCAAAGCAGGCAUUGUGUACUGGCAUCAACGAGGAUGGAAGUUUAACCGCGGUAGUAUGGGGUUCGAAUAAGUCCAAUAUAAUAUCACCUGAAAAUCCUGGGAUAGAGUCCGUACGAAUACCAUCAGUCGCAAACUGGCUUCAGAAUGUAGCUUUACGCGACUUGGCACUUCAUGAUCAGCAUGCUGCCUGUGUAGACGCACGAGGAGACGUCUAUCAGUGGGGUAAUGGUUUUUAUGGUUCGGCUCCCAAGUCCGACGCAGAGGCGAUGGGCAGAAAACCAACGUUGACGCUACAAGGAAAGAAUAUCAUUCGGUUGCAAUUAACUGGGUCCCGCGUGUUCGCUUUGUCGGCGUCAGGAAAGAUAUAUGUGUUUGCAGCUAAAGCAGGUCAACAGAAAUCUCCUGUUGGUGCACCAACGCCGUCUAGUACACCAUGGUGGGGAACUGGUUGGUUUUGGGGCGAAGAAGAAGCGGCUAUCGACUUUGCUCAACUUACGCCAAAGGAAGCAUUCGGCUGGAAAGAACGAUUUGUAUCGAUAGCCGCUGGCCGCGAUCACCUUCUUGCACUCACCUCCACGGGGCGAACUUAUGCACACCCUAUCAACAAGAAUGCAAACUCACAUGGUCAGCUUGGCUUCCGAAAAUUCGAUAUUCCAAUUCCAUCGAGUUCGACAGUUAUGAGUCCUUCCUCUCGCCUGGCUGUCGAGCUUGUUCCAAAAUCUAUAGCGGACCCUUUCGCCAAUUCAACACCCUUCUCACGUGCUGAUACUCCAUCGGCGGGACCUACUGUAUCAGAUAACUUGCAACAGCUUGAUGACCAGAACAUAGGAUUUUCUGAUACGUUGUUCGAGAUCCAAGCUUUAAAGGGAAUCAAUGUCUCCCAGAUCGCUGCGGGGGGACGCAGUAGCUACGUCCUAACUGAUUCUGGACGAGCGCUUGGCUGGGGCGCGAAUGAAUUUGGCCAGGUAGGCCUGGGCAGCAAUGUGACUCUGGAUACCAUCACCGUGCCCACAGAAAUAGUUCUAUCGAGAAAUGUACCAGGCUCCCUACGAACAAGUUGCUUGGACAUUGCAGCAGGAGGGGAUCUAGCCUGCUUUGUUGCAGAACGGUCUGGUGGGAAUACGGCUGCGUUCGUCGAUCUGCUGAUGUGUGGUAACGGCCAGUGGGGGGGACUCGGUAAUAAUGUUUUCUCCAACGCUCAAGGUAAUCCUCUACGCGUCAAGAAUGUCAGCGGGCUUCGUGAAUUUGACGAAAAAGAGCAAGCGCUAACGCCCAUAUUCCCUCAUGCGAUAUCAAUAUCUCCCACUGGUCACGUCUUAAUGACCUUGGAUACUAGAUCGCAGGCUGGCUCAGGUGCAACAGGUCGUGAUCUCCUUGUCUGGGGCACUAAUCGAGAUUACCAACUUGGGACGGGAAAGAGGACCAGUCUUGCGGUACCCACCAACUUGGAGCAAGCCGACAGUACUCGCUUUAUGCUCGCAAAUGCAAAGGCACCCGUCAGGGACCUUUCGGGGAAGCUAUGGAAGAAGGGCGUUGAAGUGGAACAAUGUGCUGUUGCGGGAUAUGGAAACAGCAUCGUAUACUGGAAAAUCCGCUGAGUAAAAAACAUUGUGUAUCAUAUUGUACUGUAUAUUGGCAGCUAGGUAGUUGCAAUCCCACACUCCCAGUUCAUUUACAUCUUCCUGAUUACCAUACCCCUGAUCGAGAAGGUUGGAGUGCGUUGCCUCUCGGCCGUGGGAUGCCGGGUAUAGUGUUGGAAGUCACCACCGAUUGAACUGCAGGGAUGGGCUUCUGCAAAAUGAAAUUCAAGAAACUGAUGCAGCGGUGAUGGCAGCCGUUUCUUCAUCCUUCCGCAUCUUCUCCACAUAUAUGAAAGUCAUAACGAUUGUGUCUAAGAUAUGUUCACCGGCUGGGUAUAUCUCGAGGUAAGGUGGAUGCUUCUCUCCAAUGAUACCCAAGCUUCUGUUGUGCAAGCAAGCUAUAGGAGUAUCCGAGCCGUCUCCUAGUUCAAGAUCAAGCCGUCGGCGUUGGAGCAUCCAUUUGUAUUUCUUUCCGUCUGGGGCUGUAAAUGCGCGAUUGCGUUUGAUCAACCCACUACUUGGAAUAUAAUCCUGGGCUCGAACUUCUUUGCCGUCGAAACGGAUUUUAGACGACGUCCAGGUGUGCCAUUCGAUUUCUGCUAAGACGUCAAACUCAUCGCGCAUGUUAAGCGGGGAGGAGCUGGGCCUGAUUUUCCACAGGGUGGUAGUGCGCGAAGUCCAGCUAGGAGUAGUUGUUUUAUAAAUGACCUGACCCUCUGAGUUGGUCAUGAUUGUAUCAAAAACGUAAUCACUUGAAAGUGCAAGUUGCAUGGUGAACGAGGAAAUGGUC